This is a messenger RNA of Dovyalis caffra, 1170 nucleotides long. NCBI's taxonomy places the organism in Eukaryota, Viridiplantae, Streptophyta, Magnoliopsida, Malpighiales, Salicaceae. The record is from the annotation of a GenBank genome assembly.
AUGCCAAGCUUAAUUGUGAAACUCUACAGUGUCUUCUUCAAAUAUCAACAAAAACACCUCUUGCAAACCCUUUCCCAAACUUCUCUCAAUCAGAAACCUGACCCAUUUGGCGUAACGUCUCGACCCCACGAAUCCAUUGCCGCUAGCAACCCUGCUUUUACUGACGGUGUUGCCACCAAAGACAUCCAUGUCGACCCCCUCUCUUCUCUUUCCCUCCGCAUUUUUCUGCCUGACACAGCUGUCACCUCUCCGUUGCCUUCUACGCAUGAUUACGCCGGCUAUUUGCCUCCCCCAGGUAACUUUCACCGGAAGUUGCCUGUGAUGCUGCAGUUUCACGGUGGCGGGUUUGUGAGCGGAAGCAAUGAAUCGGCAGGAAACGAUACGUUUUGCAGGAGAAUAGCCAAAUUGUGUGACGUUAUUGUCGUGGCUGUUGGGUAUAGAUUGGCACCAGAGACCAAGUAUCCAGGGGCUUUUGAAGAUGGGUUCAAGGUUCUGAAUUGGUUAGCAAAACAGGCUAAUUUGGCUGUUUGUGGGAGAUUGGAUGACCAAAACCAUAUUUUUGAUAGCUUUGGUGCUUCCAUGGUUGAGCCUUGGUUGGCUGCUCAUGGAGAUCCUUCCAGAUGCGUAUUGCUUGGGGUGAGCUCUGGUGCUAACAUAGCAGAUUAUUUGGCGCGAAAGGCUGUAGAAGCUGGAAAGUUAUUGGAUCCUGUUAAGGUGGUGGCACAAGUCCUCAUGUUUCCUUUCUUCAUUGGAAGCACUCCCACGCGUUCUGAGGUUAAGCUAGCAAACUCUUAUUUCUAUGACAAGGCUAUGUGCAAGGUGGCAUGGAAACUCUUCCUACCUGACGAACAAUUCAACCUAGAUCACCCAGCUGCCAACCCUUUAAAUGCUGGGAGACAGAGACUUCUUAAGUACAUGCCACCAACACUAACAGUUGUGGCAGAGCAUGAUUUUAUGAGAGACCGGGCCAUUGCUUACUCAGAGGAACUGCGAAAAGUUAACGUGGAUGCACCUGUUCUUGAUUAUAAGGAUGCUGUGCAUGAGUUUGCUACACUUGACGUGGUUCUCCAGACACCACAGGCCCAGCCCAAAGAGAAAAGAAAGAAUGGAGAGAUGAGGAGCAUUAUUGUAUUACGGGAACCAGACCGUCCAGCUGGUUGUCCUAAUUAG